AUGGAGAAUGGCAUCACCAUCCAGAAGCCUGAGCAGAGCAAUGAUAUGCAAAGCUCACCACCACCAGAACCAUCAUCUCAUUACUUCCCUCUCAAGCUAGAAGAGUAUGAACCUCCAGGCCUCAGUGUCAAGAAGCUCCUCAAGAAAACCAGAGAGAAUUGCAAAUGCGACCGACAAAGUAUCAUCAGCUUCUUCCUUAAACUGUUCCCUGUAGUAGAGUGGCUUCCCCGUUACAAUAUCAAGGAACAACUGCUUGGGGACAUCAUCUCUGGCAUACUGGUUGGAAUAGUUGCCAUCCCUCAGUCGAUCUCCUACUCUCUCUUAGCAAGCCAGGAUCCUAUCUACGGACUAUACACAAACUUCUUCUGUGUCAUUAUCUACUUUGCCAUGGCAACCUCACGCCACAAUUGCGUUGGGUCUUUCGGGGUCCUUUGCCUGAUGAUUGGGGAAUCAGUAAACCGGCAACUGAGGUUAGCAGGAUAUGAUUUAGAUGCAGAUACCGGCUCACUCGUGAAUGCCACAAUGAAUGGGACAGUUGCCUGUGACAAAGGUUGUUACGCUAUCACUGUGGGAACUGCUUUAACUUUUUUGGUUGGGAUUUACCAGAUACUUCUGGGGGUCUUCCAGUUGGGCUUCCUAUCCGUGUAUCUUUCGGAACCUCUCCUGAGUGGCUUUGUGACUGGAUCCUCUCUUACCAUCCUUACUUCCCAAAUGAAUCUCCUGCUGGGACUGAAAAUCCCCCGCCAUGAUGGAGUAGGUUCCCUUAUCUUAACUUGGGUUGACAUAUUCAGAUACAUUAGCAAGACCAACAUCUGUGACCUAGUCACCAGCCUAAUUUCUUUGGCUCUCAUCGUGCCAGUAAAGGAGAUCAACAACUUCUUUAAAGACAAAAUGAAGGUUCCAUUUCCCAUGGAACUCCUGGUUGUCAUUGCAGCUACUCUGUUUUCAUAUUUCUUUAACUUUAAUGAGAGAUACAAAUCUAAAAUCUGUGGCACCAUUCCCACUGGUUUCAAGAAACCUGCUGUGCCAGAUCUGAGCCUUUUGUCAAAUCUGGCACUUGACGCUCUACCCAUUGCCAUCAUUGGCUUUGCAAUGACUGUCUCCCUCGCAGAAAUAUUUGGCAAGAAGCAUGGCUAUCCUGUCUGGGCCAACCAAGAGAUGAUUGCCAUUGGCAUGGGGAACCUUAUUCCAUCUUUCUUCUACUGCUUUGCCUCCUGUGCAGCCUUGUCAAAGACCUUGCUGAAGGAAUCCACGGGAUGCCAGACCCAGAUCUCAAGCAUGGUAUCUGCAGUUGUGCUGCUCCUGGUGUUGUUGUGGAUUGCCCCUCUCUUCUAUUCAUUGCAAACCUGUAUCCUGGGGGUGGUUACCAUUGUUAACCUCAGAGGAGGCUUGCGGAAAUUUGCCGACACUCCCAAGAUGUGGCGGAUCAGCAAGAUAGACACCAUGGUCUGGUGGGUCACCAUGCUGUCCUCGUCACUCAUCACUACAGAGUUGGGCCUCCUAGUAGGGGUCUGCUUUGCUCUCCUCUGCAUCAUCUUCCGCACCCAGAGGCCCCGAGCCACCCUUCUUGGCAAGGUGAACAACUCUGAAAUCUAUGAGGACCAGUUUACUUACAAGAAGAUCAGCAGUAUUGCGAACAUCAAGAUCUUCCGUUUUGAUACUUCCCUUUACUAUGCAAACAAGGACUACUUCAAAAGUUCACUUAUCCAGAAAACAGGAGUGAAUCCUUCUCUGAUUGCUGCCAGGUGGAAAAAAGCUGAUGAGAAAGCAAAGGCAAUCCUGAGCAAGAAUGAAAACUGUUUUUUUCCUAAGUUUAACUGCCUGAAGGGCACCAAGAGAGGAGCCGCAAAAGUUUCAGCAGCGGAUGCUCCUGGUCCAUCCAUAGACAUGCAUACUUUAAUCAUUGACUGCGGUGCCAUGCAGUUUGUAGACAGCGUGGGCCUUAGUGUGCUGAAGGAGACUCGCCACGACUACAAGGAGAUUGGCAUCCAGGUCAUUUUAGCCAAUUGUAACCCAUCCAUCCGGCACCUACUCCAGGCAGGUGGUUGGCUCACUGGGAUGGAAGAUUCAGAGCUGCUGUCCUUCCACAGUAUACAUGCUGCUGUGCAGUUUGCAGAGAAACAGUACCAAGCUCAACAGAAGGAGAGCGAAGUGGCCAGGGAUGUCUUUCUUAGCCCGGAAGACAAUGAUAUCUCAGUAGCCUCUGCUCUGGAGGGACAACUGUAG
Molecule: messenger RNA, 2226 nt
Organism: Rhineura floridana
Lineage: Eukaryota; Metazoa; Chordata; Lepidosauria; Squamata; Rhineuridae
Product: sulfate transporter-like
Exons: 2
Coding region: 1-2226 (741 amino acids)
Biological process (GO): transmembrane transport
Cellular component (GO): membrane
Molecular function (GO): chloride transmembrane transporter activity; bicarbonate transmembrane transporter activity; sulfate transmembrane transporter activity
Source: RefSeq, a predicted model, not a curated record